Molecule: messenger RNA, 2397 nt
Organism: Exophiala bonariae
Lineage: Eukaryota; Fungi; Ascomycota; Eurotiomycetes; Chaetothyriales; Herpotrichiellaceae
Exons: 1
Coding region: 1-2397 (798 amino acids)
Biological process (GO): ribosome biogenesis
Cellular component (GO): nucleus
Molecular function (GO): ATP binding; nucleic acid binding
Source: RefSeq, a predicted model, not a curated record
AUGGCUGAUGAUGGCAUGCUACUCAAUUUCUCUGUCAGUCAAGCACCUACCAGUAAUCUACAGAAGUUCAAAGGUGGGUCAUGGAGAGAGCGUCUACAAGCGAAGAGAAAUGCAAGACGAGGCGGACGACCGAAAUCCAAUGACCCCAACAAAGUCGCAAUAAAAGCAAGAGAGCCUCCUCCGCAACCCACUGAAUUCGAGGACUCAAGACCGGUCAAGCGACGGCGUGAAAAUGGGUUCAAUUCCUCGUUUGGCGACCAUACAUCCCAAUCUCGGCCUCAAUCUCAAGGACGCAGACGGAAUGAAGCACACACAUCGACUGGGCCGCGUGAGGUCAUUUCCUCCUUGUUCACCUACAAUCCUAAGUCUACCAUCGCACCCGAGCCACAGGAUAAACAGCAAGAAGAGACGCCCGCCGUGCCGUCAAAUGCACCUCUUGUGGAUGGAAUUGAUACCUUUACUUCCCUCGGCCUCUCCACGACACUCGCAACACACCUUCUGACCAAGAUGAACCUAAAGAACCCUACUGCCAUUCAGAAAGCCUCUAUAUUGCAGAUGUUGAAGGAGGAUAGUGAUGCCUUUGUCCAGUCCGAGACGGGAUCUGGCAAGACUCUAGCAUAUCUACUUCCAGUAGUGCAACGUAUCAUGACGAUGUCAGAGCAAAAGGGCAACGAUACUACCGUCCACGAUCCUUCUUUACACCGAGAUUCUGGAUUGUUUGCCAUAGUACUUGCGCCUACUCGCGAGUUGUGUAAGCAAAUCUCGGUGGUCCUGGAACGUCUCCUCGGUGCUGCUCACUAUAUUGUGGCUGGCACGGUGAUUGGAGGUGAAAAAAAGAAGUCAGAGAAAGCGAGGCUACGAAAGGGCUUGAAUAUCUUGGUUGCAACGCCUGGUCGGUUGGUCGAUCAUCUCGAGCAUACCAAAGUCCUCGAUGUUUCAUCUGUUCGUUGGCUUGUGCUUGACGAGGGUGACCGCCUGAUGGACUUGGGCUUCGAAGAGGAUAUCACCAAAAUUGUCCAGACGCUUGAUCAGAAGAAAAGAAAAACAGCCAGACCAGGCCUGCCUGAAAGACGUACCACAAUCCUCUGCUCUGCGACCUUGAAAAUGAACGUUCAGAAGCUAGGUGAAAUCAGUCUGAAAGAUGCUGUUCUGAUCAAGGGCGAUUCCGACGAUCAAGAUGAGCAGAUGGGAGACCAAGAAAAGAGAACUGACUCGGCAUUCCUUGCUCCUGCUCAAUUAAAGCAAUCCUACAUUGUCACAGCAACGAAGCUGAGACUCGUAACGUUGACUGCACUGCUCAAGCGGACAUUUGCAAGAAAGGGCUCUGUAAUGAAGGCAAUUGUCUUUGUUUCUUGUGCCGACUCUGUAGAGUUCCAUUUCAAGACAUUUACACGUUCCGUGGAAGAGGGCACCGAAACGCAGAAUCCAGUGGAAGACGCAUCGUCUUCAGACCAUGAGGACCAGGUACCAAGGACUGCGAAACCUGCAACAGCUGUCGACUCAGAUGCUGUUUCACCGGCGCCUGCACUCUCGACACCUCAAAACCCUCUGACCGUUUACAAGCUUCACGGUUCAUUGCCACAAGCCACGCGCACCAGCAUUGUCAAACAAUUCGCCAAUACAACAUCUCCAUCAUUGCUCAUUGCCACCGAUGUCGCAUCUCGAGGUCUGGAUCUUCCAAACCUAGAUCUCGUUAUCGAAUACGAUCCAGCAUUCAGCUCAGACGACCAUCUCCACCGGAUCGGGCGUACUGCCCGCCUCGGCCGAGACGGAAGAGCCAUCAUCUUCCUCCUCCCAGGAAAAGAAGAAGGCUACGUCGAGGUCUUACAAAAAUCCUACAAGCAAACUUCCGAGGCAGACACCAGCCGAAAUGUGACCGCCAUGUCGGCAGAAGAAGUCCUGAAAAGGGGCUUCUCAGCAGUCUCCGGCGUGGUCCCCACCAAGAACAACCGUAACAGCAAACAGGCAGACUCGGGCUCUAAUCAGAACUGGGACGCCGUCGCCACCGAAUUCCAACUGACGAUCGAACGCUGGGUUCUCUCGGACCCGAAGGUCAAGGAACUCGCCAAGCGUGCCUUUCAAUCGCAUGUGCGCGCCUAUGCUACACACGUUGCGGCGGAACGCAAGUGGUUCGACAUUAAAGACUUACAUUUGGGACAUCUGGCCAAAGCGUUCGGGCUGCGCGAUGCGCCUGGCCGCGUCAAUGUGAUCGGACAGGGUAGGAACAGCACGAGUGGCAAGAGAGGCCGGACCACGGGAGGCUCGGAGAGCCAGGCGAAUGGUGCUGGUGAGGGCGGUGAGCAAGAUGAGUCGGCGCGCAAGAUGAGGGAGAAGGUCCGCACGAAUAGGAAGUUGAUGAUGAGCGGUGGUGGCGCGGAUGAAUUCAAUAUCGCGUAA